AAAACACUAAACAUAUCAACUCUCUUUUAAGCCCCGUCUUAAAAAUCGAACCCCUAUCUUAGGAAGAAACCCUAAAACUAUCAACUCUCUUCAAGCGAUUGUUCAACUUGAAGAGCGAUUGUUCAACUCUCUUCAGGCAGUUACUCGCUUCAAGCCUUCUUGGGAAAUAAUAUGGCGAACAAAAAGACUAAGUGUGUAUGCAAUGUUCAAAUUUUCAAAGGAAUUGGUUUAGAGGAAAACAUAAGUGUAUUUGCAUCGUCGAAUUUCUAUCCACUUUUGGCUGCUUCAGUGGAUUUAAUGAAAGCUGGACAAAAAUUGAGAGAAAUUUCAAAUACACUCGUUUUGCAUUUAUGCAAAAACUACUUCGAGGAGGAAAACAAAUUUUAUAUAAAUGAUAGAACUUCCAUAUCUUUUUGUGCCCGCGAAGUAUCUGAGGUUCUAGGUGGUAUUACGUGCACUGGAGCAGUUGUAAGUGAGGUAAAAGAUAAUAAGUUUCCUGAAUAUGUCGAGAAUCUUAAAAAACUAUACUCCACAGAGGUAAUCGGAAAAGAGAAAACAAGUAAUGAGGAUCGAACAACAACAAACUUUGGGAAGACAAAAAGAGAACUAAGCAACAAGUCUUUGAAGAAUAUUUUGAGGUCUAUGGUGUUGGAUACUGAGGAAAAGAAGAUUCAAUACAAGACUUUACUUCUUUGUUACGUGGUUGAUAAGCUGUUGAUGCCCUCAAGUGACACAUCUUUUGUGAGGAGUUCCAUCUUUGGGUUGGUUCAAGAUUUGGAAAAAUUCGAAAACACAAAUUGGGCUCAAACCGCCUUGAAUGCCAUUUGUGAAGCAGCAGUAAAAGCAAAAUUGACCUACAGUGGUCCCGGUCCAGUUUUGGAGGCAAUGCUGUAUGAAAGAGUAGAAAAAUUGCGACCGAAAUUGGUUAAAACGGGCAGUAGAAAGGAGGCUAAAGACCUUCCUGCAGUCCUUAGGUACAAAGGGGCAAGGUUUACAGAUACGAGUUUGGUUGAAAAGUUUGAAUCUUUGACUCAAACUGAUGUUAAAAUUUGCCCACAUUGUGAACGUAUGUCGGGAGAUGAUGAACGUAAUUCUGUGGGUGUUGAUCUUGCUCAUGCUCAAUUUACUCCUUUUUUCUGCCAAGAGAUGACUGCGGAUACUCUUCUUAGCCUCUUGAUUGAAGACGCAAAGAACACGUCUGAAGAGUUGCGAGUGUAUAUGGAAUCACUUGAUAAGGAAGAACUGUUGGAAAGUCUGAAGAAAAAACUGACGGGCAACCAAUUUUCAUCUAAUUGGGAAUUGUUUCAAUCCAUUUAUUGUGAUUUGUGAAACCGGAGUUAAUCUGCAGCCGUCGUCAUCUCGGCCAACCAAAGAUUUUAUUGACAUCGAAGAAGAUUUCAGUCGAUGUCAGUCACAUCAGUCACCAGAUGAAGAUGGUCCCUUGCUUGACAUGGCGAAGAAUGAUGGUGAAAAACAAAAGCUUAAAAAAGCUCUUUCACAAAGGUCUCGUAAAACAGCCCAAGAAGUAGAAAAAACAGCCAAAGAAGGAGAACAAUGUGUGUAUUCGCAAAGGGAAAGGAAAAAAGUUAUACGUUAUACUCCUUAGGGCUCCUGAUUCCUUGUCUUUGGUGCUGCAAGUCUGUGUCUGUCAGUCGGUUUUCAGGUUGGGUUUGGGUUGAUGCUUGGGUCUGCAGUGACAAGUGCUGCAAGUCUGUGUCUGUUUGUCGGUUUUCAGGCUGGGUUUGGGUGGAUGCUUGGGUCUGCAGUGCGUUGGGAGUGCUUCAGUACUGCUUGUGUGGUGGGGUUGUUAUUGAUGCGUUGAGCAGAUUCCUUAGCACUAGUUUGAGAAGCCUGCUAUGUUUGUAAUUACAUUAUUGGGUUCGAUUGUUUGUUAAUAUAUGAAUGUCUGACUAAUUUGCCUGAUAA
Molecule: messenger RNA, 1926 nt
Organism: Spinacia oleracea (spinach)
Lineage: Eukaryota; Viridiplantae; Streptophyta; Magnoliopsida; Caryophyllales; Amaranthaceae
Exons: 5
Coding region: 172-1329 (385 amino acids)
Source: RefSeq, a predicted model, not a curated record